UCUCUAUUUCUUUUUUUGAGGGGGACUCUCUAUUCUUUUGUUUCUCACAAUUUCCUUUAAAUAUCCAAAGUCAACUAGAUUUGGGUGUGAACUCAAACCAAAACAUCAAACUCAAAAUCCAAAUGCAUGCAUGGUUCGAUUUCAAACCCUCACAAACAAACAACAAUGUCUCAAUCUCCUAAACUCCCUUCAUUCCAUCACCAAACUCCAUCAACUCCAAGCACAAAUCCACCUCAACUCUCUUCACAAUGACACUCACAUUCUCUCACAACUCGUUUACUUCUUCUCCCUCUCUCCCUUCAAAAACCUCUCCCAUGCACGUAAACUCGUUUUCCAUUUCUCCAACAACCCAUCACCUAUUUCAUGGAAUAUUCUCAUCAGAGGUUAUGCAUCAAGCGAUUCUCCAAUUGAAUCCAUCUGGGUAUUCAAGAAAAUGCGAGAAAAUGGUGUUAAACCUAAUAAACUUACUUACCCUUUUAUUUUCAAGUCUUGUGCUAUGGCUUUAGUUUUAUGUGAAGGAAAACAGGUUCAUGCUGAUCUUGUUAAGUUUGGUUUGGAUUCUGAUGUUUAUGUUUGUAACAAUAUGAUUAAUUUUUAUGGUUGUUGUAAGAAAAUUGUUUAUGCAAGAAAGGUGUUUGAUGAAAUGUGUGUGAGAACGAUUGUUUCGUGGAACUCGGUAAUGACGGCUUGUGUUGAGAAUGUUUGGUUAAGUGAUGGAAUUGGGUAUUUUUUUAAGAUGAGGGAUUGUGCCUUUGAACCAGACGAGACUAGUAUGGUUUUGUUGUUGUCGGUUUGUGCUGAGUUAGGUUAUUUGAGCCUUGGAAGAUGGGUUCAUUCUCAAUUGAUUUUGAAAGGGAUGGUUUUGAGUGUUCACUUAGGUACUGCUCUUGUUGACAUGUAUGGUAAAUCGGGUGCAUUAGGUUAUGCUAGGGUUGUUUUCGAGAGAAUGGAAAAGAGAAAUGUGUGGACUUGGAGUGCUAUGAUAAUGGGGUUAGCACAACAUGGUUUUGCUGAAGAAGCUCUUGUAUUGUUUGACAUGAUGAAUGACAAAAAAAGUAAUAAUAUUUCCCCUAAUUAUGUUACAUAUCUUGGUGUUCUUUGUGCCUGCAGCCAUGCUGGGAUGGUUGAUGAGGGAUUCCGAUAUUUUCGCGAUAUGGAAUUUGUUCAUGGGAUCAAACCUAUGAUGGUGCAUUAUGGAGCCAUGGUUGAUGUAUUGGGUCGUGCUGGCCAUCUUGGAGAAGCUUAUAGGUUUAUACAGAGUAUGCCUUUUGCGCCUGACCCGAUUGUGUGGAGGACUUUGUUAAGUGCGUGUACAGUUCAUGAUGUUUGUGACCGUACCGGGAUAGGAGAUAAAGUAAGGAAAAGGUUGCUUGAAAUGGAGCCAAAGAGAGGAGGGAAUUUAGUUAUUGUUGCUAACAUGUAUGCUGAAGUAGGAAAUUGGGAGAAAGCGGCGAAUGUGAGGAGGGUAAUGAGAGACGGAGGGUUGAAGAAAAUGGCUGGAGAGAGUUGUGUUGAUUUGGGUGGUUCCAUGUAUAGGUUCUUUGCUGGGCAUGAUUCUCGCCCGGAUUUGAUGCCUGUCUAUGAUCUGCUAGACGCAUUGAACCUGCACUUGAAGAUGGUUCACUAGUUUUAUUGUAGAAGUUACUUUUAGUGAGUUUUACUAUGUGCUGAACUUGAAAUUUUGAAAUUGGAAUAGGACAAAAGAUGAUAGCUUAUUUUUUUUACAUUUUUCAAGUCACCAUUUUUACCACUUAUUUGUAUCAUAUAUCAGUUAUGUUUUACGGCUAUUUCUCAUAUUUUUACACACAUUAUCUAUUAUUUUGACAAAAUUGGUUUAGCUUCAAUGAUGAAUCUUCAGGCAGUGACGGCAUUUGUAAUUAGGUUGUUCCGAAUUAUCAGUUACUUCUGUUUCUGUAAGUAAUGACUAGAAUCUUUUCUUUUUUGUGUUUA
This is a messenger RNA of Medicago truncatula (barrel medic), 1950 nucleotides long. RefSeq names its product pentatricopeptide repeat-containing protein At2g36730. The record is from RefSeq and is a predicted model, not a curated record. Gene Ontology annotation, molecular function: protein binding; RNA binding. The transcript has a single exon. NCBI's taxonomy places the organism in Eukaryota, Viridiplantae, Streptophyta, Magnoliopsida, Fabales, Fabaceae. Bases 131 to 1627 code for a protein of 498 amino acids. Gene Ontology annotation, biological process: RNA modification.